This is a messenger RNA of Rattus norvegicus (Norway rat), 5861 nucleotides long. It is a transcript of the gene Itga8, whose product is annotated as integrin subunit alpha 8. Gene Ontology annotation, cellular component: integrin complex; plasma membrane; membrane. Gene Ontology annotation, biological process: embryonic morphogenesis; cell differentiation; cell adhesion. Lineage: Eukaryota; Metazoa; Chordata; Mammalia; Rodentia; Muridae. The record is from RefSeq and is marked provisional.
GUUGGCGGGCCGCACAGGAGAGGACUGUCACUGUGGACUCACCGAGCUCACUGACCCGGGACACCGGCCUCUGGGGAACAUCAGGGCUCCUCCUCCUCUGGCUCCACGGCUCCCGAUCCUGGGUGAGCAGCGUUUGGGGCAGAGGACGAUGUCUGCGAGAACCCACCGGGGUCCCCCGGAGAACUGGGCACCUCCGUUCGCUUGUCUCUGUUGCGUCUCGGCCGUGCUGGGGAUGCUGUGGUCCCCCGUGUCUCUGGCGUUCAACUUGGACGUAGACAAGCUCACGGUGUACAGUGGCCCCGAGGGCAGCUACUUCGGCUACUCGCUGGACUUCUACAUACCUGAUGCGCGCACAGCCAGUGUCUUGGUGGGGGCGCCCAAAGCCAACACUAGCCAGCCGGAUAUCGUAGAAGGGGGAGCUGUCUACUACUGUCCCUGGCCUGCAGAGAGGUCUGCACAGUGCAAGCAGAUACCCUUUGACACCACCAACAACAGGAAAAUCAGAGUUAAUGGAACCAAAGAGCCUAUAGAAUUUAAAUCAAACCAAUGGUUUGGAGCCACAGUGAGAGCUCACAAAGGAAAAGUUGUGGCUUGUGCCCCUUUAUAUCACUGGAGAACUCUGAAGCCUAAUCCAGCAAAGGACCCGGUUGGCACAUGCUAUGUAGCAAUUCAGAACUUCAGUGCUUACGCUGAGCACUCACCCUGUCGGAACAGCAACGUUGAUCCUGAAGGCCAAGGUUACUGCCAAGCCGGCUUCAGUCUAGACUUCUAUAAGAAUGGAGACCUUAUAGUGGGAGGACCUGGAAGCUUUUACUGGCAAGGUCAGGUGAUCACGGUCAGUGUAGCAGACAUCAUUGCAAAUUACUCAUUCAAAGACAUUCUUCGAAAACUGGCAGCAGAAAAGCAGACAGAUGUGGCUCCAGCUUCCUAUGAUGACAGCUACCUUGGAUAUUCAGUUGCUGCUGGAGAAUUCACUGGGGACUCUCUGCAAGAAUUGGUUGCUGGAAUUCCAAGAGGAGCACAGAACUUUGGAUAUGUCUCCAUCAUUAACUCCACAGAUAUGACCUUCAUUCAGAAUUUUACUGGUGAGCAGAUGGCAUCUUAUUUCGGAUAUACUGUUGUGGUAUCAGAUGUUAACAAUGAUGGCAUGGAUGACAUAUUGGUCGGGGCACCUCUCUUUAUGGAGCGAGAAUUUGAAAGUAACCCUAGAGAAGUGGGUCAGGUCUACCUGUACCUACAAGUGAGCGCCCUCCUCUUCCAAGACCCACAGGUCCUUACGGGCACAGAGACUUUUGGGAGAUUCGGUAGUUCUGUGGCCCACUUGGGGGACCUGAACCAAGAUGGAUACAAUGAUAUUGCCAUCGGUGUGCCCUUUGCAGGCAAGGAUCAAAGAGGUAAAGUCCUCAUUUACAACGGAAACGCCAGAGGCUUGCACAGCAAGCCUUCCCAAGUUCUGCAAGGAAUAUGGGGGUCACAGACCAUCCCUUCUGGAUUCGGCUUUUCUCUAAGAGGAGACGCAGACAUAGACAAGAAUGAUUACCCAGAUUUACUUGUCGGGGCAUUUGGAGAAGGGAAAGUGGCCGUGUACAGAGCAAGGCCAGUUGUAACAGUGGAUGCCCAGCUUCUGCUGCACCCAAUGAUUAUCAACCUUGAAAAUAAAACUUGCCAGAUUCCAGAAUUCCCGACUCCUGUGGCCUGCUUUUCUUUAAGAGUCUGUGCAUCUAUAGCAGGCCAGAGCAUUUCAAAUACAGUAGCCCUGAUGGCCGAGGUGCAGUUAGAUUUCCUGAAGCAAAAAGGAGCCAUCAAACGGACCCUCUUCCUCCACAACCACCAGUCCCACCUCAUCUUCCCCUUCGUGAUGAGGCAGCAAAAAUCCCUCCACUGCCAGGAUUUUAUGGUUUACCUUCGAGAUGAAACUGAAUUCCGAGAUAAACUGUCUCCAAUCAACGUUAGCCUGAACUACAGUUUGGAUGAUUCCACCUUUGAAGAUGGCCUGGAAGUGAAGCCGAUUUUGAACCACUACAGGGAGAAUGUCGUUACUGAGCAGGCUCACAUCCUGGUGGACUGUGGAGAAGACAACCUCUGUGUUCCUGACUUGAGGCUGUCAGCUAGACCAGAUAAGCAGGAGAUAAUUAUUGGGGAUGAAAAUCACCUAAUGCUCAUAAUCAAUGCAAGGAAUGAAGGAGAAGGAGCUUACGAAGCUGAACUCUUCGUCAUGAUUCCCGAAGAAGCAGAUUACGUUGGGAUCGAGCGCAACAACAAGGGACUGAGGCUCCUGAGUUGUGAGUACAAGAUGGAAAACGUAACCAGGAUGGUGGUGUGUGACCUUGGGAACCCGAUGGUGACUGGAACGAAUUUUUCUCUGGGCCUCCGAUUUGCUGUUCCUCGUCUUGAGAAAACAAACAUGAGUAUUAACUUCGAUCUCCAAAUCAGAAGCUCCAACAAGGACAAUCCUGACAGCAAUUUCGUGAGCGUGCAAAUCAACGUCACUGCCGUGGCUCAGGUGGAAAUCAGAGGAGUGUCCCACCCUCCCCAAAUUGUUCUGCCCAUCCACAACUGGGAGCCAGCAGAGGAGCCCCACAAAGAGGAGGAAGUCGGUCCUCUGGUUGAACAUAUUUAUGAGCUGCACAAUAUUGGACCCAGCACCAUCAGUGACAGCAUUCUCGAAGUGGGCUGGCCAUUCUCUGCACGGGAGGAGUUCCUCCUCUAUGUCUUUCAUCUUCAAACUCUGGGACCUCUACAAUGUCAAACAAAUCCUGAGAUCAACCCGCAGGAUAUAAAGCCUGCUGCCUCCCCAGAGGAUACCCCUGAGCUCAGCGCCUUCUUAAGAAAUGCUACAAUUCCCCAUCUUGUCAGGAAGAGGGAUGUGCCAGUGGUCCAGCCCCACAGACAGAGCCCGGCAAAAAUACUGAACUGUACCAACAUUGACUGCUUGCAAAUCUCGUGUGCAGUGGGUCGCCUGGGAGGAGGAGAAAGUGCAGUUCUGAAGGUCAGAUCGAGAUUGUGGGCGCACACAUUCCUCCAGAGAAAGAACGACCCUUAUGCUCUUGCAUCCCUGGUGUCCUUUGAAGUCAAGAAGAUACCUUAUAAAGAGCAGCCAGCAAAACUGCCAGCCGGGAGCACAGCGAUUAAGACAUCGGUUAUUUGGGCCACUCCAAAUGUCUCCUUCUCAAUUCCACUGUGGGUCAUAAUACUAGCGAUCCUUCUUGGCUUGCUGGUUCUGGCCAUCUUAACUUUAGCUUUAUGGAAGUGUGGAUUCUUUGAUAGAGCAAGACCUCCUCAGGAUGAAAUGACAGACAGGGAACAACUGACCAGUGACAAGACCCCGGAGGCUUGACUUGGAACCAUGAACACCUAAAAUUCAAGCACUGGUCCUGUUCAAAGAAAGAAAGAAAGAACACAAGGGUUGAAUGAUCAUAGCCUUCCACACCUGCCAAUGACCCAGGGAAUGGAAGAGUCCCUAAUCUGUGUAACGCAUUGGCAGGGACUACAGAGAACCCCACCGGAAAAGAAACACAGCCACCAACACUGUAGGAACAAUCCACAGCCAUGAAGAUUUCCUUUGCUCUCACCCUUUCACAUCUGGCCAAUAUUCUGGAACAGCUGUAGGAACUCAAACAACUGUCCAGAUCAGCCCAAUGUGACUCACAAAAACACAGUUCCUACAGAGACGAGAUGGACCAAGAUCGAACACUACUGUAAUCCGAUGGCGUCUCGGACACCCCCCUAUGGAAGAGAACCCUUUCUAAGGAUGUGAUGGCUCAGGGAGAAAAGCAGAUACAACGUUGGGACUGUGAAAGUGCUUGCAGAACUACAAAGAUGAUUUCACUAAGGAAGGACCAAAAAUGUAUUUAUUUAUGUUUCGUUUCUCUAGGUAGAAAAUUGGGCCAUCUAGAGGAUUUGGAGAGGACGAUUUGGUUAGCUAGAUUUCAUCAGCACUCAACUUACUCCCUCUUAAGAUAACUGUUCUGUGCAGAUAGCGUGUUUAAUUGGGCUUCUUCAGGUGUUAGAUGAUGUUACACAUGGUUUGGCAUUAGGGCUCUUUUGUGCUUAAUUUCCUGCUGCCUGGAGUGACAUUCCUUCAUGUUCUCCGGGAACUCAUGUCUGCAUAAUUCAACUUUACAAAAUCUUAUAUUUAUAGUUCAUUUUAUAUGUGUGAAAAAUCUAUUUCCACUGACUUCUUUAAAGCAUUCAUUUCAAGGUACUCACUACCCUGAUGCUGUUGAAAACUACUAGCACAAUUUGUAGAGUCCAUAUAAAAAAACAAUUUAACUAUAUGGGUGAAUAUUAUCUUGAUAGCUAUUGUAAACACCAACAUUUACCUUGAAAUUUACACACUUGUUUUCAUUGUAAUACCUCACAUUCAUGUAAAAGAGAAAAGUGUGUUGAGCAUAAAUAAGAUAGAAAUAUAUAAAGUCAUACAAGUAUGAGCCAGGCAGACACACACUCUUAAGGACCUAACAAUGUUUAUUACAGCUUUAUUAGCCACUCUUUAUGGUUAAUCUGUCCUAGCAAGUAAUCUUGGAGAAUAAUCUUUUAUAUUUAAGCUAUUUUACCAUCAUCUUUACUUAAACGUUGCUUAAAGCGCUUGUAAAUAAUUCAUAGUAAUUCGUAAUGUUAUGAUUUUGAAGUACUAUUGAACAGCCAAAUUCAUAAGAUUACCUGCACACUUUUAUAUCCUUUUUAUAAUAAUGAAAAAUGCUACGGAGAAAUGCUGAACAAAAUGUUAUGUGCAAUAUUUUAUAGAACUAUGUAUCUGAGGCAUGUUUACACUGGCAUUAGUUUCUUUUUUUUUAAUUAAUAUCCUGAAUACUAAGUCUGAUAUAACAAGCUGACCAAACGUUUACAAAGCAGUUGGGAAAAUCUGUGUCUCAGUUUCACCAAUGACACUCUUUUUGAAAGACGAUCCAAACUCACAGACAGUAAACAUGAUGUGGUGCCUUAACCUGGAAAGGAGCCAUUUGGCUUCAGUUGCCUGGAAAGCAAAUGAAAUGCAGAGUCGAAGAUCACUGCUGUUCACCUUGCCCUGCUUGUCAGUUAACCUGUCCUGAUAGCUGCUUUAUGUCUAUCAGGAAAUCAAAUAUGGUUCCCCGUCGAUAUGGCUAGUGCCUAGGGAACACUACACUGGCCUCAGAGAGUCACACACCAGCCUCUGGGGUUGUCUUUACUGUUAGUCUUUUCUGUAAGACAUUUCAUAAGCAGAACGCUAUCUAUAUGCUAUCAUUUGAGGGAUGACAAACAGCUCACUCUACACUUUUAACGCUUGUGAUUUCUGAGGUGAGACCAAUACAAACUCUUCAGAAGUUUAGAAUGCAUCUCUGAUCUUAAAAGAACUCAGAGAACUCUUAGGGCAAAGCACAGGAACUGUGGGAGACAGCCAUGUGGGAAAAACUAAAGAUGUCAGGGACCAACACAGAAGGUAUGGGGAUAUCAAAUCCAACUAUGGCUUCCCAUGGUCUCAACUGUGGAAGCGCAGGGGGCCGCCAUACACAUGCACACAGAAAACCAAGGUCAGGUGACCUCUCCUGGGACAUGUUCCUCACAGAGAACACUGAGAAUACAGCAGUGCUCAUGGCGUCGCUGACUCUUGUGACCCAUUCUGUAUUGGUAUUCACGGGGAUUCUAUCUAUAUUUCUCUUCAACAAGUUCUAUCCUAAUUCUCACAGCUGUUUUUAUAAGACACAGGGAAAUGAGCAGAUUUUAUAAUCUUGGAGAUUUUUAUACACUAAAGCGUUCUAGUUGUCACUGAAAUACAAAUCUUAGAAUUCUUGUCUCAUUUAAAUACUUGUAUAGAGACAGCGUAGAUUUUCAUAUACCUAUUUACAUUGUCACCAAUAAAAUUAAAAAUUAAAGAUGGAAAA